Messenger RNA from Gambusia affinis (western mosquitofish), 3675 nucleotides. It is a transcript of the gene pnp6, whose product is annotated as purine nucleoside phosphorylase 6. The coding region runs from base 550 to 1443 and encodes 297 amino acids. Gene Ontology annotation, molecular function: purine-nucleoside phosphorylase activity. The record is from RefSeq and is a predicted model, not a curated record. Lineage: Eukaryota; Metazoa; Chordata; Actinopteri; Cyprinodontiformes; Poeciliidae. The transcript is spliced from 7 exons. Gene Ontology annotation, biological process: nucleoside metabolic process. Gene Ontology annotation, cellular component: cytoplasm.
AAAAUAAAAUACUUGUAGUGACAGAAGAAUUACAGGUUUUCUUAAAUUAUUAUUUUUUAUAUCCAUAGAUGUAGUUGUUCUGCUUUCUUUUAGUGUCCCGUUCAUUUUCAUUUCCCAACACAUGACUCAGCACUUUGAAUUGUGAAGCACUGUAAAAGUGAGAGUAAAACUAUACAGCCUGUUUGAGUGCAUUGUGCCAACUCUUACUUUGGACUUUAAAAGUCAUACUCGUUUGCAUUAAUGCUUAUCUGAGCUCUAAUUUUCGGCAACAGGUCAUAACUGACUGACAUUGUAGCCUAGCUUGGGGUAUUCAUUUGCUCUCCCCUCUGGUGUCUUCUAAUGGCUUCCCGUAGUUCCCAUGUUAUGGCCUGUAAAACAGAAUUCCAGCUCUGUCUCUGCCACUGUUCGGGUCAGUGAGUAACCAUCCUGGUGGAUAAUAGGAUUUUCCCGCUCCAUCUCCAACCGGUUUGACCACCGUGAACUCAACACCGACAGAGCCCGGGCUUUAGCAGCAUAAACCCUCGCGUUUUCAGCAGAUCACCAUCGGACAUGGAAGCAGCCUCCUCCAGUCAGUGCAGUUACAGUUAUGAAGAGUACAAAGAGACUGCGGACUGGUUGCUGUCGCAAACAGAGAAUCGUCCUAAAGUGGCCAUCAUCUGUGGUUCAGGCCUGGGCGGUCUGGCCGAGCUGCUAGAUGACAAGAACAUAUUCCCAUAUAAAGACAUUCCACGUUUCCCCACCAGCACUGUGCAGGGUCAUUCAGGCCAACUGGUGUUUGGAAAGCUGAACGGCCAUGAGUGUGUCUGCAUGCAGGGUCGAUUUCACUUCUACGAGGGCUACAAUAUUCACACGGUGACAUACCCAGUGAGAGUCUUCUUCCUGCUUGGCGUGAAAAUUCUGAUCGUCACAAAUGCUGCCGGCGGCCUCAAUGGCACUUACAGUGUGGGAGACAUCAUGCUAAUCAAGGACCACAUCAACAUGCCUGGCUUUGCUGGUCAGAAUCCUCUGUGUGGACACAAUGACACAAGGUUUGGAGUGCGUUUCCCUUGCAUGUCUGAUGCAUAUGACAGAGAGCUGAGGGCCCUGGCUAAGGAAACAGCGGAGGAGCAUGGCUGUGGGAGCUUCCUCCAGGAAGGCGUUUACUGCAUGCUGGCCGGACCAACAUACGAGACAAUUGCAGAGUGCAGAGCUCUGCAGAAGCUCGGGGCUGACGCUGUGGGUAUGAGCACCGUUCCUGAGGUGGUGGUGGCUCGUCACUGCGGACUGCGUGUUUUGGGUCUGUCCCUUAUCACCAACAAGGUUGUGAUAGAUUAUGACAGCAGUGAGAAAGCAAACCACGAGGAGGUGCUGAAGACAACCGAGCAUCGGGCCAAGGACCUUCAGAGGCUUGUUGGUCAGCUCAUCCCUAAGCUCGAAUAUCUUCCAGUCAGAGAUCUGCUCUAACAACAAAAAAAAAGCACUAUAGUUUCUUAGCUUUGAUCAAAAGGUGCAAAUGGGAAAUCCUCAAACAUACAAAUACUUUUACGCAUUAUGGGCCUGCUUGCUUGCUAAUGGGACUGCUACUCUUUGUAUGAUUUAAGAUUUAAGACACUAAGAUGGUAUAAGGCUAAAACCAUUGUGAAAACAAACAGAUGUUGUUACUUUAACAACAAAUACUAUGAUUGUCUUUCUAUGUGUACCAAGCAAGAACUGAUUAGCUCUAGAUUAGAACAAGUUUGUUCAGAAAACCAAAGAAAAGUGAAGAAAAUUAACUUUUAAAUGUUUCAGUCUCUUGUUUUGGAAAACUUCAGUACCUACCGAGACAUUCUGGAACAGCCUUUCACCUUAUUUUAUCUUUAAUUUAAUGCCUGUGGAACAUAAAAUAAGUCAGAAUUGAAGAUAGGUCAUUUUAGAAAUGCCUGUUUUGCACAGCUAAAAUUAUUUAUUUUCACUAACAAUUACCUGAGCAUCUUUUAGUCACUAGUAAAUUCCAGACAUGGGACCAGAUUGAAAUGAGAAUCUAUUAACUUAAAAAUACAUCGUUGAUGGCCUGUUUGAUAGCUUUUGCACAUUAUUGGACCUCCUCUGCAGCUUCUCAUCUCAGGUUUUACUGUUACAUCUUUUAUAAAGUGUCUAAAGGAAUCUACAUCAAGCUACACUUGUAUAGCUGGUGGUAUGGCUCUGUAACAUUCAUCAUCAUGUGUGUCAUUAGAAAAAUGUCUGGAAAGGGAAAUAAGCAACUUAAGGGGAAGCUGAAUUUUGAUUUUAGGAAGUUCGUUCUUUGAAGUACAAUUAGUGAUGGUGAAAACAUUUUCAAUUACCACUCAGAAACUGCACAUGCAAGAACAACAACAGGAACACAGUAAUGUUGUCUCCACAAUCAUAGCAUUUCUGUUCUGAGAUCCGUACUGCGAGGCUACUGUGUCAUUCGUCCUGGGACGCCUUAAAUGAUCAAGCAUCUAAAUUGUUUGACAUAUUUGAUGGCUAAACUUGUGUAUUAGAUUGAGUGUAUUGGUUGUACUAAAUAUAAGACUUUAUGGACGUUUUAUAGAUCUUGUUUGCCUGUUAGGAGAGUAAAUUUACAAGUGAUCUUAUAAGUUUGUAGACAAUUUUAGAUUACAUUGGAUAGCCAUCAGAGGAUUUUUGCUAAAGUAAAGCUAAAGAAAGCAGUGCAUUACCACCAAAUUAGAAUAGUGAAUCUACACUACACUAGCUGCUAUUUACAGGAGUGAACGGUGAUUAUUUGUAAUUAACAAUGUACAAAAGUACUUAUUUUUGUUCUAAAUCAGUGUUAAUUGCACAGAGUAAUUUAUUGAUGAAUGCAUUUAUAAUUGAAAUAUAUAGCAAAAUAUAUAUAUUUUUCUUUAGAAUUGAAUUAUGAGCUGAAUCAGUUUUAGAACACUUACCAGAAAGCGGAAAGGCUUCUUGUUAGUGAUCUUAUAAUUAUCUUCAAUAACUCACUGACAUGAAAAGCUACUCUCGAUCGCUACAAUUUACUUAUAUGGAGGUACAGCUGCUGGGAUUCAAUUUGCACACUAAGCAAAGACAACACUGGAAUAACAGGAAGGAGGUAUAGUACCCCAACCUGCAGUUUUAAUCUGCUCUGUACUGCCUUGGAAAGACUUGCCAGCUUUCCUUGACUGUCUCAUUCAUUAGAGCUGAAAAGGGCAAAAAAAUACAGGAUCAGCAGUCAACCUCUUAAACCAUUUGGAUCAGGCAGAACACCAGGAUGCUAAUGGAAGUCUUAAAGGGGAAUUACACUCAAAAGAAAACAAACAGGUUGCCCUUUUUCAAGAGGGACAGUGUAUCUUUUGUCAGGGGUAAGUGUGAACACAAAUCAGAAAGGUGCUAUUUUCUGUAAGCAAAUAUGUAUGAUUCAAAGUUUUGAACCGUUUUAGUCUUAUUUUCAUCCAUCCCUCCAUUUUCUAACUCCCUUGUCCUUAGUUGAGUCGGGAGGGGCAGCUGGUGCUGGUCCUGGCGAGAGGCAGGUGCACCCUGGAAAGGUCGCCAGUCUGUCGCAGGUCUUAUUUUCAUAUUGCUCUUUUUUUUAAAUUGUACUAGAACUGCUUUGUGUGUUUCUAACUCUGCUGACAGAAUCUAGCACUCAGGUUUAAAACCAGUUCACUCACACUUCAAUGUGCACAAUGACAAUGUUGUUGAAAAAUGUUGCUGCUUUCAAAUAAAAAAAAAAAAUUA